CUGGUCAGCACAGAGUGUCAUCAUGGCCACCCUGAAGGAGAAGAGGACUUGUGGGCAGCGAUGUGAAGACUUUGGCCAUUUUGUCUGGAAUUCUGACCAUGGGACGUUUAUGGGACGAACACCCAAGAAAUGGGUUUACAUCAGUCUGUAUUAUGUGGCCUUCUACGUGGUGAUGACGGCCCUGUUUUCUUUGGCCAUCUGGGUUCUCAUGUAUACCUUGGAUCCGUACACCCCUGACUACCAAGACCGGCUAUCAUCUCCAGGGGUGAUGGUGUGGCCGGACACUUAUGGAGAGGAAGAUAUUGAAAUCACUUACAACACAUCAGACAAGGCCAGCUGCAUGAAGAUGUCCAACAUCCUCCAUAAGUUCUUAAAGCCUUACAAUGACACUACACAGCAUGAAUGUAACAAAUAUAACUGCACUAAGGGGAAGUACUUCAUCCAGAAAACCUUCCUUGCUCCUCACCACACCAAGUGGUCAUGUCCCUUCCCACAAAGCAUGCUGGGAGCCUGCUCUGGACUGGAGGACCCAAUGUUUGGCUACAAUGGCACCAUGCCUUGUGUCAUCAUUAAGAUGAACAGAAUCAUUAACUUUUUGCCUUCUAAUCACACGGACCUCCCCCCAUAUGUCAACUGCACUAUACUGGAUGGACAACAUAAUGUGGAAAAAAUCGAGUAUUUCCCUGACAGAGGAAUUCUGGAUCUCUCCUACUUCCCUUACUAUGGAAAACUGGCACAGCCUUCCUAUGUCAACCCGUUGGUAGCUGUUCGGUUCAGCCUGGUCGGGGGAAAGCAAGCCAAGAUCCAGUGCAGAGUGGUCUCUGACAAGAUCAGCUACGAGAACAUCCACGAUCCCUAUGAGGGAAAAGUCAUCUUCUACCUCAAAGUAACGAAAUGAGAAACAGAACAGAAGAUACUUAGAUGCCUUAUGACCGUGUAACCACUCACUAGAUGGUACCGAAAGACAGAGCAGAUGUCUUUUCAACCAUGACCAUUAUCUAACAACAUUUAAACUAUAUGUAUUCAGCAUUUAAAUCUCUGCGCAGUGUUGUGCUUUCAUAAAUGUGAUUUGUCAUGCUUUGCUGAGUGAUUCAUUAACUUCUUUGUCAUCUGAUUUUUAGAUUUGGCCAUGAAAUAAACAAUAUCUGUAAUGCUUAAGAAUGUGAGAGGAAAAUUCAUAAUGAGCAAUUAUGACUAACACAUUUUAACAGGUUCUUUAGUGCUAAAUUUAUGUAAAUGAAAUAAUAGUUUUUAAAUUAAAAACUUAUUCCAAUUACAGUUUGGUCUCAUACAGGUAUUUGACAAAGUAGCCUAAUCUUUAAGGAUGAUUUAUAGGAUAGAUUUGUUGGAUAAUGCUUUAACUUGUUCUAUGCUUUUAAGAUUUUAUUCAGGAUUUGGAUGUUCUCUUCUUCUUUUUGUUUGUUUUAUGUUGUGU
Messenger RNA from Monopterus albus (swamp eel), 1435 nucleotides. Its product is annotated as ATPase H+/K+ transporting subunit beta. The transcript is spliced from 7 exons. Gene Ontology annotation, cellular component: sodium:potassium-exchanging ATPase complex. The coding region runs from base 23 to 898 and encodes 291 amino acids. Gene Ontology annotation, biological process: potassium ion import across plasma membrane; intracellular sodium ion homeostasis; sodium ion export across plasma membrane. The record is from RefSeq and is a predicted model, not a curated record. Lineage: Eukaryota; Metazoa; Chordata; Actinopteri; Synbranchiformes; Synbranchidae. Gene Ontology annotation, molecular function: ATPase activator activity.